GAAGCGUAACUGACAGAAAGAAAAAAGAAAAAAGAAAAAAAAGGAGGGAAAAAUUGGAAGAUCUAACGGGUAUCCGACUUAAUUACAAGCCAGCAUAUGGACCGGACCCCAAGUUGGUUCCCUUUCCUCUCGCGGUAUGAAUAUCGCAUUAAGUCAUGAGUGAGAGAUAGCUCCGGGCAGGGGUGGGCCCCCGAUGGGAAACUACGAAUUUAAUAGAAUAAUAAAUGGAGCCGUCUGCGUUGCGGCGAUGCCGAUGGCGGCGACCACGAGGUCUCGUAACUCGUACUACACACACACACACACACGUACACACACACACGUAGACACCAGGAAGAUAAUUCGGUUCCUUUUUCCUCCGAGCGGCACGAUUCCCUUCGAUUCGACCUGUACGAAACGUUUCCUCGUCCACGUCUAAAGGAACAUGACGCUGACAGACGCCACGCCACGCCAAGGUAUCGUUAAAUCGCUAUAAUCGGUAUAUAAUGCAGCAGAAACAUCGUAGGAAGUUGACCGGCCGGGUAAACUUUUAUAACAGUGAUUACGAUAAUGGUCGACAUUACGCGCCGCGAUUCUUUUACGAAAUCCCAAGCCACGCGGCUUUAUACGCGCGACUGUAAUAGCCCGCGUGUAAGAAAAUGUUGCCGGCGUAAUGUCCCCACCCCGUCUCUUUCAUCCCGGCGAAAUUUCACCCUUAUUGCAGGUUACUUAGCCGAACUUUGUAUUAUUACAGAAUAAACAGAGCUUGCCCGAAGGCACGGCGAUACGAACUUGCGCGAACAAUUUGAACGAAAUUCGAACGUCUUGCAAGGAUCGUCUUAUGGAGUUUAACGUUAGUCUCGUUAAAACUUUCGCAUGAUCAUAUACAGUGACAAUGGAGACACAAUUUCGAAUCGUGUGUAACGAAACACGGCGAGAUAUUUACAAAACGUCCGGCAUGAUCGAGUAAUUACAAGAAACGCGCGUGUCAUUCCAAUGAAAAAACACCAUGACAGAGUGUCAUCCAAAAGGACUGGAACAAGAUGUUGGCUGUUAAUUACACGCACGGCACGCUUUACACGCGGAAGCGGAAGCAGCAGAGUCGCCGAACGAGAAGGAGGGAUCCCAACAAAGUACAAUAUAUAUAUAUAUGCACGUAUGUACGUGUGUAGUGUAUUGCCGAAAAAGAGCGUAGACAAGAGGCGGGAGGGGUCGUUUGAUUUGUCGCGUUACACGCCGCUGCAAUUUUCGGCGCACGAACGUGGUGUAGGCUAUUUGGUCGGUCAGGGCACAUGUUAGCACAGUUUACAAAGUAAACACCGAUGCUUGCGGCGCUUGGGAAAGGGCGGCUCUCUCGAUGAUGGCCAGGAUGAGACGAGCAGGAUAGAGGCAGCGUCCGUUCUGCACUGAUAACACAAUUAGCUUGUCUCGUCAUGCGCGACCUCUGAUAAGAGAUUCCCUCUCUCUCUCUCUCUCUCUCUCUCUCUGUCUGUCUCCAACGUCGCUCACCCUACGCUCCCAUUACCCGUUCUCCGUCCUCCUUCCUCCAAUCCCCUUUCCGGUGUUCCCGUUUCGUUUCUCUUCGUCGGGCCAAGCUCUCGCGUGCUCCUGCUAUCCCUCUAGUACACUUUAGUCGCUCAGCGAGCAGGAUCGCGCUCGUCAGUCGAGUAAAUCCAGACGAGAAGAUCCCUUGGGAGUACACGGCGUUUCAGGGACGCGCGAUAAGGGCGGGCGGGGGCACAGCUUAACCCUCUCCGGGAUGCGAGAAGGGACACAACACGCGGGGGGCUGGAAUCGCGUGGCGUGGCACGCACGUGCGUGCACACGCGCUGCCGUGCCGGUUUUCGCACGGACAGGCCGAUCUGUGUGGGUGCUGCAGCCGAGGGGGCAGCCGCAGCGCGCGGACCUGCAGCCACCGUACCAACUAGAUAUAUACUUUAACGAAGUCCGCCGAAUGUCCAGAUCGUGCCCUGGUGAACAAAUUUGCCGAGACAUCGAGGGAGGAUUCAGGAUCACGGCCGAGGGGGAAGGAACGAAAGGAGACAAUGACCAAAGGCACAAGGAACAAAUUGCAUUUUACGAUUUUCCAAGAAGACGACGCAGCCUACUAACUUCGAAAGCAAUUUGUCAGAGGACGAUUACGGAAUCAGCAUGGAAGGAAGGAAGAAGCACGGUGUUCGGAUGUCCCGAUUGAAAAGAAGAGGCCACCGGGAAGCGGUAGCCAUAGACCUCGGGCGCAGUGAAGCAUAGGGGGUGGCAGUGGUGCGGUAAUAGCAUAAAUCCGCGGUUGUAGUCGGCUCUCUCGAUGCCGCCGGGGCGGGGGAAGGGACAGGCCAGGAGCAGCCGACUGUCGGAAGAAACGACAGUCGCCACUCGACGCC
Molecule: messenger RNA, 2357 nt
Organism: Frieseomelitta varia
Lineage: Eukaryota; Metazoa; Arthropoda; Insecta; Hymenoptera; Apidae
Exons: 3
Coding region: 1736-2170 (144 amino acids)
Source: RefSeq, a predicted model, not a curated record